AAUUACUCUUAAUUAAAAAACGAAAAAGCAUGGCUCUAAAGGAUAAAAAAAACGAUAAUUCCCAGUUUCUCAACGAGAAUAUUCCCUUUUCUCAGGUGCUGCUGGUUACUAGCAAAGAAGAAAAGGCCAUUGUUAGCCGGCAGGAAGCAUUAAACCAAGCCAAGAGUCUCGAAGGUGCGACAGUAAAAGUCAACUUAGUUAUGGUUGGUAAGGGAAGAGUUCAUCUCGCUCACGAAAAAUGUCAAAAAUUAAUUGAAGAAAUCAAAGCCCAAGUUCCUAAAAUUGAGUUAAAAGACAAUAUUCCUGGAAUAAUUCAAGGUCUCUUAUUUUGCAUGGAUGGUUUUGUUUCUGCUUUGUUGAAAUCUCCCUUUAAUCAAAUGUGUUAUGCGAUUAAUAAAGCAGAAGGAAUAAGUUAUAAAAAAAGGGAUAGCAUAAUAACUAAGGCCACUGAGUCGAACGAACAUUGCAAAGAGACUUUGAAGAAAUUUGGGGUAUUAACCAUUAGUGGAGAAGUAAUUAAAGUUAUUUUAUUAGGAGCAAAAGAGGCUGGAGAUAAAGAAAAGUUUGGUCCCUACUGA
This is a messenger RNA of Funneliformis geosporum, 578 nucleotides long. The record is from the annotation of a GenBank genome assembly. NCBI's taxonomy places the organism in Eukaryota, Fungi, Glomeromycota, Glomeromycetes, Glomerales, Glomeraceae.